UGGUCACUGAGUUGACGUCUCUGCCCCUCCCAUCCCACACCAGCCAGGGAAGUGGAUGAGUAGGGGAAAUGGAACCAGUGUGGGAGGGAAGUGGUGACAAUAUAAAGUCCAGCUUCAGCUGGACCAGUAACAUACAGAGGAAGACAGACCUUUGGACCACUGGGAGAGACCAUGAACAUUAGGAAGCCCAAGACAAGAGGCCUAGAGGUCCGGUCUGGUUCACUCAUCUUCCCCAUGCUGCUGACACUGAUACUAGGCUUGGCUCUGGCCCAGGAUGCAGCGCUGCUGUGCCCAGAGAAGACCCUGGAUGUGAUGGUGACAGAGUCUGAGACGCCAAUGAAUGGGACGCUGAUCCUGUCCUGUAAAGGCUGUAGUCAGUUUGCUCACUCCAGCUUCCUGUACUGGCUGGGCAACCGUUCCUUCAUAGAACACCUUCCGGGCAAACUACGGGAGGAAAACACUCGGCGGCAGCAACAGAACGGAGUGACCUGGCUACAGCGAGACCUGGUGCUGAAGGAGCCCAGCCCCACUCUGCAGAGGACCAAUUUCUCCUGCGUUCUGGUGGACCCGGCCCAGGUCACUCAGCGCCAUGUGCUUCUGGCCCAGCUCUGGGAGACUGGUACGAGAACAUCCCAAACUCCAGACCUCAGCCACCAGCCGACCACUCCAGUCGCAUCCCUGACAACUUCCAGGCCUGGGGAAGAAUCCCAGUCGGCCACUCCAACAUCUGACUAGGCCUGACCAGUUGAGGCAGCAAAGUUGGGACAAGGAUGCCUUUCAAUAAAGCGUUCAUUUCAG
Molecule: messenger RNA, 798 nt
Organism: Trichosurus vulpecula (common brushtail)
Lineage: Eukaryota; Metazoa; Chordata; Mammalia; Diprotodontia; Phalangeridae
Gene: IL18BP
Product: interleukin 18 binding protein
Exons: 6
Coding region: 172-735 (187 amino acids)
Molecular function (GO): interleukin-18 binding
Source: RefSeq, a predicted model, not a curated record